Solenopsis invicta (red fire ant) is the source of this 5000-nucleotide messenger RNA. Its product is annotated as immunoglobulin domain and leucine-rich repeat-containing protein 2. Bases 1015 to 3777 code for a protein of 920 amino acids. Gene Ontology annotation, molecular function: protein binding. NCBI's taxonomy places the organism in Eukaryota, Metazoa, Arthropoda, Insecta, Hymenoptera, Formicidae. The record is from RefSeq and is a predicted model, not a curated record. The transcript has 3 exons.
ACGAGGAGAACCCGCUCUGGUAAAGCCGUGGCCGGAGCUCCGUUCCAUAGUCGGUUUUUGCAUCUGACGCGCGGCGGGUGGACGUGGCCAGCCGCUGGGAGCGCGAUAUGCACGAGCGUGUCAUGUGACACGCGUGACAAGUGGUGCGCGGCCGCAGUGUUGCUGCACACAGGCGGAGACGGUUAUCUCGUACGGCAGUAGGAUAAGAGGAGAGAAAGAAGACGAGACAAAGAGAAGGGCAGAGAGAGAAAGAGGGAGAAAAAGUGGAGGGGUAAAGACGAAGGAAAAUAAACGUUCUUGCUUGCGUGCGUGUGUGUGCGUGAGAUUAUCGGUGCCGGUUUAACGUUUUCCAUACACCUGGACUAGCACCUCGCAAUCCUCGAGACUGCUCUCCGGUGUCGGUGCAACGCACAGCACGGUACAUAGUACGACACGGUCCUGGCGGGCGCAAUUAUGCUACCGGCGCGACAACGACGACGCGCCACCAGUAUCAUCAUCCACGCAUCGUCAUUCGCCACCACCGUCCGCAUCGUCGCUGUCGAAAGACUUGAUGAACCGCUCGCGUACGGUUAAACUCUCUCUUUGCGUUAUCGCCUGAUCCGUUUCGCUCUUCGAAACGAUAUUUUAUUCGAGAUAGCCUGCGGGGAAUACGAUCGUGAUUCUCAGCAGGUAGGUAGUGGAAACGGAAGAAGCGAAAGAGCUCGGCGAAAGUUCUUACAGCUGCGAAGACAAACGCAAACACGUGGUCGAGUGAUCGAUAUAUUUAACUGGUAGUGUGGAGGAGAGAAAGAGACCAAGAAAUAGAAAAAGUAGUCGUGUUUACGUAAAUAAAAUCUUUGUCCUUUAGUCAGUCGAUAGUACAAAAAGUCGACACUGUCGAAGAGAGAAAGAGAGAGAGAGAAAAGCGUGAUCGUAACGGACCGUAGUUCGAGAAAAUUCCUCGCGAGAAGCCCACCCGUCAGGACAUGGGAGAUCGCUGUACCCGUGCAAACCAUCAUAUUGCAGGUUUUAGGAAUGCGGGUGUGGGCGGCGAGGGGAGGUGAUGAUCCGCGCUUGAGGUGGUUGGUCUUUCUGGUCGUGGUGGUGGCGGUGGUGCAGGUCGCGAGUACAUCCUCGGACACGUCGUCGUCGUUCACGGGUACGUCUACGUCGUCACGAGUAGAAUGUCCCGAUGGAUGCGAAUGCGUGGACCCCAACAAUGGUGGUGGUCUGAGGUGCGCGGGGCGCAGCUUCGCCAAUCUCGUCUUGCCGCAAAACGUUACGAGCGUGUCGCUGAGAGACGUCCCGGCCACCGUGAUUCGGACGACCGAUCUAGAAGGGGCCACCAGGCUGCGAAGUCUGACCUGGUCGUCGAGCGGCGUCGAGAGAGUGGAGUCGGGCGCGUUUCGCGCCACCGCGCACCUCGAACGACUCGACCUAGGUGAUAAUCAGCUGACCGACUUCCCGUCGGACGUCUUCCAUCCAUUGCAUCAACUCGAGUACCUGAACCUCACUGGAAAUCGGCUGGUCGCGCUGUCGCAGCAGUUGUUCCACCAUCUGGAUCGCCUCCAGGAAAUCCGUCUGGCGGCAAAUCUACUUUCCGUACUGCCCUAUCAGGCGUUUGCCUUCGCCAAGGAGCUCGUGCGGCUCGAUCUCUGCGAAAACCGGCUGGUCUCGCUACCAGACCAUAGCUUCCAACCGAAUCGACAGUUGCAGGAGCUACGAUUGGCCAGUAACCGACUGACAAAGCUCCCAUCACGGUUGUUUUCUGGUUUGGUGCAACUGAAAGUGCUCGAUCUCGCCAACAAUGAGAUCGAUGCGUUACCGCGUAGCCUCUUCAAUGACCUCACGGCCUUGGAGCACCUCAAUCUUGGAAAUAAUCCGAUUGUCCAUCUCACGGAUACCGCGUUUCAAGGUCUCGUCAGUCUAAGAUGGCUCAAUCUGAGUCAUUUGCCAAUCUCGUCGUUGCCCGGUAACAUCUGGCGACCUGUCAAUAGGCUGAGAACUCUUCUACUAUCCGGGACUAAACUGGAGAAUCUUCGGAACAAUAAUCUGGCCGGCCUGGCCGAAUUGGAGACCCUGGAAAUUACGGAUAGUCCGCUACGCGAGAUCGGCCAGUUGACUCUGAACGAGACCCCGUCCUUGCGUAGAAUCGACUUGCGUAACAACGAGUUGACUUUCUUACCAGCGAAUGUGGCACAUCUGCCGUUGCUGAACGAGUUGCAAUUGCAAAGCAACUCUUGGGCCUGCGAUUGUCGUAUGUUUUGGUUUAUCAAGUGGGCGGAGAACAGAGCGCACCAUCUGCGUGGUGCAACUUUCCAGAGCGGACUCAAAUGCGGCCACGAAGUGGAUAGCACCGUAGACAUGCUGCAGACAUUGCGCUAUCUUGAAUGCAGCCCGCCGAAUCUCGUGCAAGCUACCAAAACUCAGCAGUACCUCCUCUUGAGUUCGGUGCUAUUGGAAUGCGAGUUCAGCGGAAAUCCCGCGCCCUCUUUAACUUGGGUAACCCCGAGUGGUCUGGUGCUACAUUGGGUGCCGGAUCCAGGCUUUCCCGACGCGUUCAUAGAACAUCCAAAGGUGCACAGCUGGUUGUCGGAUCAGCCGAUCGUCGAUGACGGCCGUAUUCGCGUCUUGGAGAAUGGCUCCCUUUACAUUGCGACGCUGCUGCGGCAGGACGUGGGCAAGUACAAGUGUACGGCGGUCAACCCGAUCGCCAACGAGACCGUUUACGUGACGCUGCACAUGGACCCAGUUACUUUGCACAAUAUCAAGAUCUUUAGCAUUCUCGUCGGCGCGAUUUGCACCGUGGCAUUUCUUCUGCUGACAUUAGCGGUGCAGCUGCUGCGGUACUUGUUCGUAAAGUGCGGAUGCAUCAAGUGUUGCCUGUGCUGCAGACGCGUGGGCGUGACGCCACGAGCCAAGCAGAUCUACCAGAUGCUUGACAACAUCGAGCAAUAUAAGAGCCAGCAACUCGAAAGACUGAGGGAAAAUUACACACAGCAGGUACACAGAAUUAAGGACAAUUGCGUUCAGCAAGUGGAAUGGAUCCGAGACAGCUACGAGGGUCAAAUGCAACAUAUACGAGACAUACGGGACUACGGUACCAGCCACCUGACCGCACUGAGAGAUCAGUACUACGAUCAGGUGAAAAGGGUACGGGACUAUUCCACCAGCCAACUGAACUGGGUACGCGAGAAUUAUGUCUUCCAACGGAACAAGAUCCGCAAGUUCAGCGCCCAUCAAGUGUUGCGGUUACGCGAGAGUUACAAGUACCAGCAGCAAACGCUGGCUAAGGUAUUGGAGAACUUGCCGAAUCUGUACUUUGACAAUUGCCGAAGCGGCUCGUGCGGUAAGAGCGACUCCAUGGUAUUCGACCCUACCAAGGAUGACCUCAAUGGCAUGGAUACCUAUUUCAAGGCGAAGAUCGACGGUCUGGUGGCGAGUACGAGUCUGGAGGACGUCAACAGCGAGUAUUACACGCCGACUGAACUAUCGUCGACCAGUCCACAUGGUCAGAGCACGAUAGAAGGUAUUCAUAUCAAUUACAUCGAAGAAAGCUGCCCGCCGCCGUUUCUGGGACCGCCUACAGUGUUACCCGCUUCGAUGGUGCUACAAUGUAUUAACGAAUACGGCAGCACGUCAUCCGUGACCAGAAACCACGUGAACGACAAGCCGAUAUUCCGAGGUUCCAAUGGUGCAGUCUUGUCUAGAGAACCUCGGAAAGAGAUUCCAGAAGUCUUGGGACUUUUAGCACCUAGCAACAGUCUACCUGAUCUUCCACGCGAAACUAAACUCUAGCCGGCAAAGAAACUAAAGCGCAUUAAAGUGGCCAAGAAUGGGUUCCUGCUACCAUUUAAGUUAUCAGAAACAUAACAAAAGAGAAAUUGUUUUCAAACAAUCAAUAAGAAUGAAACGUAAUAGAAUGAAAUCACUAUCCUGCGUCCGACAAGUGGGAAUCACGUCUUCGAUAUCGAGAAGUUCACUUGAAGCUUCUUCCGCUUUUGUACGACUGAUUCGAGAAGAGAGUGCCCUAGAAGACAGUUCAAGAAAAAGAUUCGUGUCAGUGCCAAGAAACGAAAGAUCCUUCUUCUGCCGAGAUCAAUGACUGUUGAUCGAUCAUAAGAAAAAGUGUGUGCGUGUACUAAUCUAGAAAAACAAAAAAAAAUUGCGGACAGUUUCCAAGGACUUCUCUUGAUACAGUCGACCUUGCAACCUGUCCGCCUUUCGUUAAGCAACGUGUGCUUUUUUUUCAUCGGUGUCAUCGUUUUUAGAUAACUGUCAUCUGAGAAGAUAAAAAAAAGACGCAAAUUGCAUUUUUGCGUCAUCUCGUCAACUCGGCGGUAAAUUAAAAUUUCCUCUUACAAGCGCCGAGGAAGAACUUCCGCCUAGUUGUCAAUUCCACGAGUCUCGAGAUUGCAAGUUCCACAAAGGAUUCAAUCUUUUCUGUAAAUAGAUGCGUGCGUGAAAGUUUUAUGUAUUCAGUGAUACCGCGGGAAAAAAGUCGGAUUAUCCUCUCAUUGCGAAAGACUGAGGCGGCGAGAUCGACACGGCAGCAAUCACUCGUUUUAAUGUUUUUCGUCUUCUUCGUCUCGAUUUUCUCGCGAAUAAAAAGCGGCGAAAAACAACAGCGUACGGUUGCUCGUGUCCUUUCCUUUCUUUUUUUUAACUGCUUGUGUUUAGCGUAGUAGGUUAUAAAUUGUUUGAGACACAGAAGUAUGUACAUGCUUAUAUACAGAAAAAAAAAGAAGGAAACAUAAGAAAGUAACUAACGUACGUACUUAAUUUUUUUUUAACGUAGUAACACAUCUCUCCAACCGGUCGGGUUUAUAGUUCACGCAAAAAAGAAAAAAAAGAAAAAAUUAUAAUAAAAAAAAAUUUAUAUUGGCUUAGAUCAUUCAAACAAGAAACAGUGUUUCAGAGAAAAAAAUUGUAUGGAUUUAGUUUCAACGAAGUUGCUUUUAUACAAAUUUUGCAAGAUGCGCUCCUUUGUUGAAUAAAUCCUGACGGAUCGUCGCCAAGCA